AUGCUGGUGGCACUGCUUCUCCCCUUCCUGUGCCUCCUGAGCCCGGCUGCUGCUGGGAAGCUGCUGGUGAUCCCUAUGGAGGGCAGCCACUGGCUCAGCAUGAAAAAAGUGCUGGUCGAGCUGAGCAAGAGAGGGCACGAAACUGUGGUCAUUGCACCGGACAACACACUCCUGAUUGAUUCCUCGGGUGUCUAUGAACUGAAAACCUACCCUGUGCCAUUCACAAAGGAGGAUAUGGAAGAACACAUACGGUCUACUACUGCAAGAACUUUCAGCCAAGAGCCUUUCCUGGUGAGAUUCUGGAAGCUUUUGGGAGAUUACAAGAAGAGUGGGACCGUUUUUCACGCUUCCUGCAAGUCCUUGGUGUACAACCAAGAGCUGAUGAAGUACAUCCGAGACAGUCACUUUGAUGCCCUGCUCACAGAUCCCGUGUCACCUUGUGGGCAGAUCAUUGCCCUGCACUUCUCCAUCCCCAGCGUUUUCUUCCUGCGGCUGGUUCCGUGUGCCUUCGAGGUUCGCGCCGCUCAGGGCCCGGACCCACCAUCCUACGUGCCACGCAUGUUCUCGGAAUACACCGACCACAUGACCUUCUCCGAGAGGGUGAAGAACUUCCUGAUUGCCCUUUCCGAGUCCUUCAUCUGCAGCAUUGCCUACUCUCCGUUUGAAGAGCUGGCCUCAGAGAUCCUCCAAAAGCCAAUGACAAUGACAGAGCUUUUAAGUCAUGGAUCCAUCUGGCUGAGGAGAAUCGACUUCGUCUUUGAGUAUCCCAUGCCUGUCAUGCCCAACAUGGUUUUCAUUGGAGGCAUCCACUGUGAAGAGAAGAAGAAGCCGUUAUCUCAGGUCAGUGGCUGGCUGGGAGAGGUUGUGGCAGUCACACCUCUGCCUAAUCCAAGUGAGGUGUUUGAUAGGGAUGUAUCUUCUCUCUCCUGGAGGGAUACUAUUUACAAGAGCCUGAAGUGA
This is a messenger RNA of Pseudopodoces humilis (Tibetan ground-tit), 960 nucleotides long. NCBI's taxonomy places the organism in Eukaryota, Metazoa, Chordata, Aves, Passeriformes, Paridae. The record is from RefSeq and is a predicted model, not a curated record.